Acanthopagrus latus (yellowfin seabream) is the source of this 2556-nucleotide messenger RNA. RefSeq names its product calumenin-B-like. NCBI's taxonomy places the organism in Eukaryota, Metazoa, Chordata, Actinopteri, Spariformes, Sparidae. The transcript is spliced from 8 exons. Bases 267 to 1220 code for a protein of 317 amino acids. Gene Ontology annotation, cellular component: endoplasmic reticulum. Gene Ontology annotation, molecular function: calcium ion binding. The record is from RefSeq and is a predicted model, not a curated record.
UCUUGCUCCUCCAGGCUACAUGAUGGGAUGCGUGACAACGUGGCACCGAGAAGCCAAUAAGAAGUCAACUCAGUGCAUUUAAUACGGUGGCCUGCGUGUUAUUGGUCAGAGUCCUCUGUAGGGGCGCGCUGAUUGGUCGCCGAACGCCACGACCCGCCCCCGCCGUUGCUCUUUACAGAGUGCCAACGCGGAGCAGAGACGCCGCGAGCAGCACGCUAACGGAGGGAGGUGUCGCGAGAGAGGACGCACCGUCAGUCAGUAAAGUCAUGUCUCCGCUGAGGUCGAUAGCGCCCCUUUGCGUCCUGGCCGUCGUUGCCUUCGCCGUGCCCGCCCAGGAGAAGCGCGUCCAUCACCGCAGCGAUCUGAGCGAUCACGCCCACAAGGACGGCGAGGGUUACCAGUAUGACCACGAGGCCUUCCUGGGCAAGGAGGAGUCCAAGACCUUUGACCAGCUGACCCCGGAGGAGAGCAAAGCCAAACUGGCGAAGAUCGUGGAGCGCAUCGACACCGACAAGGACGGCUACGUCAACCACGCAGAGCUGCACUACUGGAUCAAGCACCGGCAGAGGAGGUACAUCGAGGAGAACGUCAACAAACACUGGAACGACUACGACAUGAACCACGACGGCAAGAUAGGCUGGGAGGAGUACAAAAACACCACCUAUGGCUACUACCUGGACGAGGCAUUUGACGACGUCGAAGACAAGGCCACCUACAGGACGAUGCUCACCCGCGACGAAAGGCGCUUCAAGACGGCCGACCGAGAUGGCGACGGCAUCGCCACGCGGGAGGAGUUCACCGCCUUCCUUCACCCUGAGGAGUUUGAUUACAUGAAAGGUGUUGUGGUGCAGGAAACCGUGGAAGACAUCGAUAAGGACGGGGAUGGCAAGAUCAACUUAGAUGAGUACAUCGGUGACAUGUACACAUCGGAGAACGGGGAGAAGGAGCCCGACUGGGUCCAGACGGAGCGGACGCAUUUCUCAGAAUUCAGAGACACCAACAAGGACGGCUUCCUGGACGCCGACGAGGUGGCCCGCUGGGUUUUGCCGGGAGAGGUCGACCACGCUGACAACGAAGCCAAACACUUGAUCCACGAGACAGACACCGACAAGGAUGGGAAAAUAACCAGGAAGGAGAUUCUGGCCAACUGGAACAUGUUUGUUGGCAGCCAGGCGACCAAUUACGGGGAAGAUUUAACAAAAAGGCACGACGAGCUUUGAUGCGCGCUCAGAAGCUCGUUUGUGUUAAUAUUUCGCAAUUUUUAAUUUUUAAAAUUUUUUUUUGAGGUUUGUUACCGUGGACCCUGCACAUCCACGCCCACCCAGGAACACUAAUCCAUUCAGAUUGAGCAUGCACUUACAUACUGUGUAUGUGAAUACAGAUGAUGCUGAUGAUCCUACACACACAGUUCACUCCAUUUUAUUUACAUGUCCAUUUGAUUUUUUUUUUAUUUUUUAACUGACAUGCAUAUUCUCAUAGAUAACGUACCGCUUCUGUCCAGUGAAAACUGUAUCCCCAAAAUCUAGAAAUUACAACCCAGGUGCGGAUAAUGUUCAACAUCUAUUGGCAUUCGCUGAAACGAUGCUCCUUUUCCUACGAGGUACAGAAGUGGACUUACGUGGGGUUGUAAUGGUUCCGCGGAGAUGUCGAGUUUUGACCCCAGACAGACGUGGUUACACACUCGGUCAGAGGGCGUAUAAGUUGUGAACAUUGUCUGUCAAAAUCUGUGUGAAAUGCACAAUUGGAAGAAAGGAAGAGGGUUUCUUUUUUUUUGGGGGGGGUGACUAUUGAAUAAAGUCUUGUUUUUUUUUCUACAUGUUAUUCUGUUUGCACUGACUGCUCUUACACUGCUGUGUUAUAUGAUUGUGAUUCUGACACCAGUAUUAUUAGGCAGUGUAGCUCUCUACUCUCUGGUUUUUGACUGUCAUGAUUUCUCACUUUAUAUGGGCUCAUGCAGUCAAUUACUCGUAGUGCAGAAUUCAUCUCCACCUCACUUACAUGUGAUACGGUGCCAUGAUGCGUUUGGGUAAAUAAUGAUGAUGAUCACUAAGUCUGACACGGUCGAGUUUACCCGCUUAGUUUACAGCGCAAGGUGAUUCAGGAGUCAAACCAGUAGUGUGAGUGGUUGGAAAAGUUAGCUAAAAGUGUUUAAUAGGUAAGUAAAAAGUAAAAGAAACAUGUGACUGUACAAGUGGUUACAUACGGAACACUCUGUGGUGUCAGGCUCAAGAAAUACAUUUUUCCCAUCAUCCCCUCGGACAUAUUUGGCUGUGUUCCAGAGAGCCGCGCUCUGAAAAAUGUUGGAGCGGUGGGUACAUUUUUUUUCCCCUGUUGUAAUCUCUUAGCUGUCUCUUUCUCUUAACACUGUACGCAACGUGCAGUGUUAAGAGAAAGUGUGUUUUUUGUCUCUGUUCUCUGUCUUGUUUCUGCUAAUGUAGUCUACAGCUGGUCUCGGCACUUUCCGCCCGACUCAGCAUCGUCAUCACGAUACAGACACAGCCAGUAUAUGGAGCUACUAAGCAUUCAUUAUUCACCAACUCACAUACGCACGCUCAG